Messenger RNA from Fusarium musae, 1425 nucleotides. RefSeq lists its product as uncharacterized. Gene Ontology annotation, molecular function: homoserine O-acetyltransferase activity. The record is from RefSeq and is a predicted model, not a curated record. Gene Ontology annotation, biological process: L-homoserine metabolic process. The transcript is spliced from 3 exons. NCBI's taxonomy places the organism in Eukaryota, Fungi, Ascomycota, Sordariomycetes, Hypocreales, Nectriaceae. The coding region runs from base 1 to 1425 and encodes 474 amino acids.
AUGGCGGUUCUCGUCAACAUUAUGCCUGAGAACCCGUUCUCUGCCCUCAUUCCUGAGCAGCAGAUAGCGAUUGUUCCAGAAUUCACUCUCGAGUCCGGAGUCACACUCUACAACCUACCAGUUGCUUAUACAACUCGCGGCAAACUCAAUGAAGAGGGCAACAAUGCCAUGGUAAUCUGCCAUGCUCUCACCGGAAGUGCCGAUGUGAGCGACUGGUGGGGUCCUCUACUUGGAGGUCCUGGCCGAGCUUUUGACACUUCGAGGUUCUUCAUUGUUUGUAUGAACAGUCUUGGCAGCCCUUAUGGUACCGCAAGCCCAGUAACUGCCAAGGACAAUGAUCCAAGCAAGGGUCGAUACGGACCCGAGUUCCCUCUCACUACAAUUCGAGAUGACGUCAACCUCCACAAGCUCAUCCUUGAUGAUCUAGGCGUGAAGCAACUUGCUGCUGUUGUUGGAGGUUCUCUGGGUGGUAUGUUUGUGCUUGAGUGGGCAUACUUUGGCAAGGACUAUAUCCGAUGCAUCGUCCCUAUCGCGACCUCAAGCAGACAUAGCGCUUGGGGUAUCAGCUGGGGUGAGGCUCAACGACAGAGCAUCUACGCCGACCCCAAGUACGACGAUGGAUAUUAUGCCUUUGACGACCCCCCUUCAACUGGUCUAGGUGCGGCUCGUAUGUCUGCUUUGCUCACAUAUCGAAGCCGUAACUCCUUCGAGUCGAGAUUCGGACGCAACAUCCCCGACCCAUCCAAGGUCCAAACCAUUGGAGGUCGACCUCGCCCCUCGACUCCCUCAGAGGCACACUUCCAUAUUCACAACGAUGGCCAUGUCGUAAAGCGUACAUCCAUAUCUCGCCAGAACAGCACAACUGAUGCAGCCUCAACUGCUGAGUCACCUGCUGUGCCCGAUGUAGCGGAUCCUCAAUUCCAUGGACCUACCAAUGGUAGCCUCACUGGAGGAGAGCUGCCUCAGUCGCACUAUUUCUCCGCCCAGUCGUAUUUACGAUACCAGGGACGUAAGUUUGUUACGCGAUUCGACAGCAACUGCUACAUUGCCAUGACUCGUAAAUUGGACACGCAUGACGUGUCACGCAACCGAGCAGACACCAUCGCAGAUGCACUAGCUAUGAUCCAACAACCCACACUUGUUUUGGGCAUUGAGAGCGAUGGCCUCUUCACUUUUGCUGAGCAGGAGGAGAUUGCACAGCACGUACCUAAUGCGCGUCUCGAGCGAAUCGAGAGUCCUGAAGGUCACGAUGCAUUUUUGUUGCAGUUUGAGCAGGUCAACAACUACGUUCUCUCAUUUUUCAAGGAGGUCUUGCCUGAUAUCAUGUCCAAGGAUGGCGGAGCACCCGAGGAGGCCAGUGUUGGGCAAAUCACAAAGUCGAGCACAUUUGGAGAAGCUGAAGUUGAGGAUAUUACUGCGUGGUAG